This is a messenger RNA of Leptosia nina, 846 nucleotides long. The record is from the annotation of a GenBank genome assembly. Lineage: Eukaryota; Metazoa; Arthropoda; Insecta; Lepidoptera; Pieridae.
AUGUGUGUCAAGAGUACGGACACUGGUCUGAUCAUGAGAGCAUUGCAUCUGCCGGCCGUACGGGGGCGUCAUUGUUACUAUUCGACACUUAAUUGGCCCGACCUAGCUCGUAAAAGCGUUGUAAAAAGUGCGAAGGUCUGGCGGAGCUGUUACGAUAAGAAAGCGCCUUGCAAUGUAUCACCUUUUCGAAAGAAUCGAACCAGUUCUCUAAAAAAUGAUAUAUCAUUAGAAAUUAUCAGUCUAUUUGACGGUCUGACCUCGGCAUAUCGGUCGCGGAGGACAGACGGUCGCAAAUAUUUGCGCGCUCUAAAGCAUACGAGGGGCGGGCGCGGGGCGCCGGGGCGAGGCGUGCGGGGCACGGGUGACCUUGGCUCGCGUCUGCUGCAAGACCUUGAUCUUGAGACGACCGCGCGGACGCCCUCGCAACUUCAUGACACCUAUCAUGGCUUGCACUUCAGCACUUCCAUUGUCAUGUUUAAUGCAUCUUCACGUAUGAAAAUCGCUGGAGAAGUAAGAGGAACGUGGGUAUUAAAUAUCUACAUCUGGUACAUAUAUAGGAGUCCUGCGCAUUAUGGAAGAGUACUGGAUGCCGAGUACCGGGUGGGGUCGGGGAGGAACAAGUUGGAGCUGAGUGGAAUGGCACCCACGACCUUGCGAGGGCGAGGUCACCGCCACCCUGCGCCCCCUCCCCUCUACCUGCCUCGUGCCUUCACGGACGUCACUCCAACCCACCCAUGUUCAAAUUUACAAUUCAAGGUCGCUAUUCAAUCAAUCCUCAUUGCGUUGUUUAUUAUAUUCGUCAUUUCUCUAUACCAAUCCCUAUAUGACAAAACUAUGCACAUUUGA